Messenger RNA from Manacus vitellinus (golden-collared manakin), 1784 nucleotides. It is a transcript of the gene EDC3, whose product is annotated as enhancer of mRNA decapping 3. Lineage: Eukaryota; Metazoa; Chordata; Aves; Passeriformes; Pipridae. The record is from RefSeq and is a predicted model, not a curated record. Gene Ontology annotation, biological process: P-body assembly; deadenylation-independent decapping of nuclear-transcribed mRNA. The transcript is spliced from 7 exons. Gene Ontology annotation, molecular function: mRNA binding. Gene Ontology annotation, cellular component: P-body. Bases 1 to 1581 code for a protein of 526 amino acids.
AUGUGUCUGUGUCUCUGCUGGCUGGGCUGUGUCUCUUUACAGCAACUGUGUGCCAGAAAUAUGGCUACAGACUGGCUUGGGAGCAUUGUGUCAAUUAACUGUGGAGAAAGCUUGGGAGUCUACCAAGGAAGAGUGUCGGCUGUGGAUCAGGUCAGCCAGACCAUUUCCCUGACACGGCCCUUCCAUAACGGGGUCAAAUGCCUCGUGCCAGAAGUCACCUUCAGGGCAGGUGACAUUACUGAGCUGAAGAUUCUGGAGAUCCCAGGGCCAGGGGACAGCAGAAAAUGUGGGGAUCUGCAGCAGAUGGAAACAGGCAUCCCUGGGGUUGGGUGCCAGGUGGGGCCCAGUCAGAACGGCACCGGGAAAGUGUUAAAGAAGCCCAUCUCCAGCAGUGCUCCACAGAAUAUCCCAAGGAGAACAGACAUGAAGAAUCAGGAUAUUAUCAUCUCUCCACAGCAGCAGUGCUCCAAGAGCUACAUGGAUCGACACCUGGAAGCGCUGACUCAAUCCAAAAGCUUCCGUCGCAGGCACAAUUCCUGGUCAUCCAGUAGCCGUCAUCCGAACCAAGUGACUCCGAAGAAGAGCGGCCUGAAGAACGGGCAGAUGAAGAGCAAGGACGACGAGUGCUUUGGGGACGACAUCGACGAAAUCCCAGACACUGAUUUUGAUUUCGAAGGGAACCUGGCCCUUUUUGACAAGGCAGCUGUGUUUGAAGAGAUUGAAACUUAUGAGAGGAGGAGUGGCACCCGUUCCCGGGGCACCCCCAGCGAGAAACCAGCUCGCUAUCGGCACGACGAGAACAUCUUGGAAUCGGAGCCCAUAGUCUACAGAAGGAUUGUGGUACCUCAGAACGCUAACAAAGAAUUCUGCACGGACUCCGGGCUGGUGGUUCCAAGCGUGUCCUAUGAGCUCCACAAAAAGCUGCUCUCGGUGGCAGAGAAGCACGGGCUGACUCUGGAGCGGAGGCUGGAGAUGACGGGAGUGUGUGCCAGCCAGAUGGCCCUAAGUCUCCUCGGGGGACCCAACAGGCUGAACCCCAAGAACGUGCACCAGCGGCCCACGGUAGCGCUGCUGUGCGGCCCCCACGUGAAGGGGGCCCAGGGGAUCAGCUGCGGGCGGCACCUCUCCAACCACGACGUCCACGUCAUCCUUUUCCUCCCCAACUUUGUCAAGAUGCUGGAAUCCAUCACCAACGAGCUGAACCUUUUCAGCAAGACACAAGGCCAGCAGGUGUCCAGCGUCAAAGACCUCCCAGACACCCCCGUUGACCUAGUGAUCAACUGCCUGGAUUGUCACGAAAAUGCCUUUUUGAGGGAUCAGCCUUGGUACAAAGCAGUUGUGGACUGGGCCAACCAAAACCGGGCCCCCGUCCUCAGCAUAGACCCCCCGAUCAGCGAGAUGGAGCUGGGCAUCGACGCCAAGUGGUCGCUUGCCCUGGGCCUGCCCCUGCCCCUGGGCGAGCGCGCGGGCCGCGUGUACCUCUGUGACAUUGGCAUUCCCCAGAAGGUCUUUCAGGAAGUGGGAAUAAACUACCACUCGCCCUUCGGCUGCAAAUUCGUCAUCCCCCUGCACUCCACUUAGAGCCCGUCCCGGCUCAGAAGGGAGAGAAGACGGGAGGAGGAGCUCUGUCACAUAAGCUGUCCGGUGGGUCCUGGCUGGUAAACUCAUGACGCCUUAAGGAUGUGAAGUUCUGGAGAGCUUGCCUUCCAGAAGAAAUGUUGUGUAUUUAAAAAAAAACAAAAAAUAGAAUAAUCAUAAAAUGAACCAAAAAAAAAAAAAAAAAA